AGUAGGUGCAUCUGUGUCUCCCUAAGCAGUGUUUGCAAGAUCUUGGGUUUUAUGUACUGAUUAUGUUUUUUUCCCUAAGGAACUUUAAAGUUAGUACUUAGACGUUAAUUGUGUACCUUAUGAAGCCAACUGGUGUACCACACACCAUGCAUGGGAAACACAGCAUUGUGUUAAUUAUUACAUAAGUCAUGGGGAUCUGGUUUGAGCGCCAGUAGGCUUGGGACUUGAUGACAAUUCAAUUCAACAGUGUUUCCUGAGUACCAGAUGUUUGCCAGGCAUUGUGUUAGGCACUUGUGAAGAAACUGGAAUUAAAAUGAAUAAGAAAGCUCUGGCCCCGAAGUUGCUUAAUACCUUAAGAGGAAAAAAAUCCAUAUAAAUAACUACAACUAUAGAGAAAGAGUGUUGUAGUAAAAGUAUUAUAUUCCCACGCAGUACCUUAUUAGGAUAGAAAAUGCAUGCUCCUAGUGCCCCAAAUUCCUGUCUUUCAGAGUUGUCAUAAAGCAGGUUAGAGGGCUCAGUUAAUGCCUGUAAAGAUUUACAAUUAAGUUGAUUUUAUGGAACAUUUUGCCAAUACACAAACUGGAAAAGUUUUAAAAUGCUGUUAAAACAACAACAAAAAACUAAUGUGUGAAAGUCAAAUAGCAUUAAGUGCAAUUAAAGCAAAAUUCCUGUACUGAUACAAGUGAACAUUAUUGAUAAUGUCUUUGAAAUAUACCUGCAAUGAAUUCUGGAGGAAAGAAGUCCUCUGAAUCUUAACAUUUUGCCAAAGUAGUUGAGUAAGAAGAAGAUGGUGCUUCAACUGCAAUGUUUCUUGAGAACCUAAGAGCAACGUAUCUAUUAAAAAUAAUUUUAGCGCUAUUUUGGAGAUAUUUUGGGUGAUGUCUUAAAUUGAAGCUGUUAGGUUUGGAGUGUUGGUACAUUCCUAGUAAUGGUUCCUAUCCUCUUUCAUUUACCUCUAGAAGAAGUGCGCUUUAAAAAAAAAUGGAGAAGUAAAUUAUGCAUCCACUGAUUAGCAGAGGAAGGAGUUUUGUGAAGUUGUGAUAGGAUUUUGUUUUCCCAGCUGUACCAGUGUUUGGAAAAAUCGAACUUUGGUUUAAAAAACUGUUCAGAAAGGUGUUUUUUAUUCCAAAUGCAAGUGGGAGGAGAGAUUUGCAUAAUUGUAGUCCAGUAUGUGUUCCAUAUUUGUUCUUAGUAUUAUGUUUGCCAUGGAUUUCAUUUUCUUGCUGAGUUUUAUUAGGUGGUAGAAAGCUAUUUUGAAUACCAGUUUGGUGGUUGAGUGGACUUUUUGAGAGGUGUGUGGUAUUUUGGUAGUCUGGGUGGCAUUCUGUGUUACGUAUUCAGAAUACCAGUCAUGGUUGUUUAGGGAAAGAAUAUUGAGGUAUUGAUGCCAAUAGUUAAAUCAGAGGUGCUUUUCCCUUUAUGCUUCAUAGAUUUAGAAUUCAUCGUUUUAAUCUUAUAGACAUUAUCUUCAAUUGAGGAAAUACACUAUUUUUAGAUUUUGUGUCCUAUAGCUGAACAAAAAGUGGUACCUUAAGGAGUGUAUUUAUUUCUUUUAGAUACCCCACGUUUCCCCAUCACCUGAAGAGUCUGGGCAGAGACUGGACUACACCGUGGGAGAAUCUACAGAGAUGUUGCUGGAACAGACAUAUUUCUAGUUGUAUGAGGUGGCCUGGACAUUAUUCUCGUGCUCCUUACCCAUACUUCAGUAGUAGGCAUUUUUCACUAAAUUGGCGACCACCUUGUUUGUUUGAGUCUAGAACUCAGUUUCAGUACUAUAACUGGAGACCUGACAACCUAAGCCAGACAUCUUUGAUUCAUCUCUCUAGUUACGUCAUGAGCUCUGAGGGAGAUGAACCUUCAUCAAAACGAAGAAAACACCAAGGAGUGAUAAAACGGAAUUGGGAAUAUAUAUGUAGCCAUAAUAAAGAAAAAACGAAGAUACUAGGAGAGAAAAAUGUUGACCCCAAUUGUGAAGACAGUGAGGAAAAGUUUGACUUUUCAGUGAUGUCCUAUAAUAUACUUUCACAAGAUUUACUGGAAGAUAACUCACACCUUUAUAGACAUUGCCGGCGGCCAGUACUACACUGGAGUUUUAGGUUUCCCAAUAUUCUGAAAGAAAUUAAACAUUUUGAUGCAGAUGUACUUUGUUUGCAAGAAGUUCAGGAAGAUCAUUAUGGAACAGAGAUCAGGCCAAGUUUGGAAUCACUGGGUUAUCACUGUGAAUAUAAGAUGCGGACAGGAAAGAAACCUGAUGGCUGUGCUAUUUGCUUCAAACAUUCCAAAUUUUCACUCUUAUCAGUGAACCCAGUGGAAUUCUACCGCCCUGAUAUUCCUCUAUUGGACAGAGACAAUGUUGGAUUAGUUUUACUCUUACAGCCCAAAAUCCCGUGUGCUGCCUCUCCUGCGAUCUGUGUAGCUAAUACACAUUUGUUGUACAAUCCAAGGCGAGGUGAUAUUAAGUUAACCCAAUUGGCAAUGUUACUGGCAGAGAUUUCUAGUGUUGCCCAUCAGAAAGAUGGUAGCUUCUGUCCUAUAAUUAUGUGUGGUGACUUUAAUUCUGUUCCUGGUUCUCCACUCUAUAGUUUCAUAAAAGAAGGAAAAUUGAAUUAUGAAGGACUUGCCAUAGGAAAGGUAUCUGGCCAGGAACAGUCUUCAUGGGGACAAAGAAUUUUAUCUAUUCCAAUUUGGCCCCCAAACCUAGGUAUCUCACAGAACUGUGUGUAUGAGGUACAGCAGGUACCAAAAGUAGAAAAGACAGACAAUAAUCUGGCACAAACACAGCUGAAGAAAACAGAGGUCCUAGUGACAGAUGAAAAAUCAUCUUCAAAUUUACAGCACCAUUUCAGCUUGUCUUCUGUUUAUUCACAUUACUUUCCUGACACUGGAAUUCCAGAAGUGACCACCUGUCAUUCCCGAAGUGCUAUAACUGUGGAUUAUAUUUUCUACUCUGCAGAAAAGGAGGAUAUUGCGGGGCUCCCAGGAGCUGAAGUUGCUUUGGUUGGUGGCUUGAAACUUCUAGCUAGACUGUCACUUCUUACAGAACAAGACUUGUGGACUGUUAAUGGACUUCCAAAUGAAAAUAACUCUUCAGAUCAUCUGCCUUUAUUGGCUAAGUUCAGACUUGAGCUUUGACUUCGUUUGUGUACAAAAUUUUCUUUCCAAUUUGUAUUGUUUUUCGAAGAAUGUAAAGUUCUUAAGUGUUUGCAUGUUGUUUAUUUUUGUGCUAUGGAGUUUCUGGAGAGGUUAUGUUAGAUGCUUUGAAACAUAUCAAAAGAAACAAGUUUAUAACAAUUUUCUUUUUUAAUAAUGAAAAAUAUUUUCCUGACAGGUGAGAUCUAAAUACUCUUUAUUAUAAAAGAGGUGUAAAAAUUUUUGUAUUCUAAAUCUAAGUAGAAUUGACAGUAAUUUUUAAAUAUAA
This is a messenger RNA of Nycticebus coucang (slow loris), 3418 nucleotides long. RefSeq names its product angel homolog 2 (gene ANGEL2). Lineage: Eukaryota; Metazoa; Chordata; Mammalia; Primates; Lorisidae. The record is from RefSeq and is a predicted model, not a curated record. The transcript has 8 exons. Gene Ontology annotation, biological process: 3'-UTR-mediated mRNA stabilization. Gene Ontology annotation, molecular function: mRNA 3'-UTR binding; 3'-5'-RNA exonuclease activity. The coding region runs from base 1660 to 3132 and encodes 490 amino acids.